UCCUCAUUCUCAUCAACGCAAGAUAGUCCAUGGACUGCUGAUGUCCCGCUAAAUUGGCUUACUUUAUUAUUUAGGUUCUUUUGAGUAUCGCAGAGGAACCGCUCACUUUUCAAUAAUACAGAAAACGGUUGUCCUUUUCGUUUGGUUACUAGUGCGCAGUAAUACAGAGACUAAAUACAUUUAAGAUCUGACAUUUAGAAUAGGUUAUAUUAAUUAACAUAAAUAGACGCAACUUCAAAUCAGGAUUCCCUCAUGUGAUACCAAGUCGGGACUGAUUGCUUCAAUCAUCGACGAUACACUUAUUUAAAAGACUUGUGCAACUUUGGAGUAACGUCUUACUAAUCAAGAAUCGAAUGCGGAACUUGCUUGGAGAGGAAAACAUAUAUGUAUAUUUUGUUUUAAGACAACUAAAUAAGCAUUUCAGACCUGAAAACCUGACUGACGUUUGAGUAUGUACAACAAGUAUUUGGUCGCGGUUUUGAAUUUUUCCAUUUUAGUGCGUGCGCUAGUGGCUUACGAAUGUGCGCCAUGUGAACUCCGGACGUGUCUUCAGAAGCCCCCGCAUACCUGCGAAGACGGCCGGACGCUGGCACGAGACCCAUGCGGAUGCUGCGACCACUGUAGUCGGCUGGAAUGGGAGCCUUGUGGCGGACCAGACUGGACCUUAGGCUACUGUGGCUUGGGGCUGACCUGCGCGGCUGUCAAUAGUACGACAGCUGUAACUCUGCCUGAAGUGGGAAUCUGCAAAGUUUUUCCAGACAGUCCCGAAGCAGGAGUGGAGGAUGAACGAUGCCCCCUUCUGAGCGGAUGCAGCAGGUCGGGUGGGCAGUGCUUCUGCGACACACGCAGAGCCUGCAUCAGCACCUUCACCUACCCCAACAUGGAGGCCUGCAUGAGAGCCACCAGGACAGAGAACGGGCACCACAACAGGGAACACAGGGAGAGGCACAAGUUUGUGGGCCCCUCCAACCCUGCCUGCAUGUUCUCUGGGUGCAACCUGACGGCCGAGGGCUGUGUGUGCGAGUCCCAGAGCUGCAGCCAUCACUUCACCUACAUCAACCGCUACCAGUGCCAGGCUGCCGCAGAGGAGCUAAAGUGCGCUGGGAUCACUUGCCCAAGCCUGCCAGCGCUGAACUGCCCUGUGGACUCGGCCCUGAGUAAGCCCUACACGCCCCCUGCUGGAUGCUGCCCUGAGGUGCCACCCAUGUGCACCUGUGACCUCCGUAAAUGCCAGAAGCCAGAGUGCCCUGGCAGACAGCAGCAGGUCCUGCUUAAAGCCGCAGAGGGUGUCCCUGGAGACUGCUGUGACAUCUACGAGUGCCAAAGAGUUUCUCCCAAGUGUGCCCACAACGGGAAGGAGUUUUCCGACGGUGAGGUUUACCGCAUGGAUCCAUGUUGGCUCUGCCAGUGUCGAGGAGGGAUCUCCUUCUGCUCAAAAGCUGAAUGUGCUGAACUGGACUGUGAGAGCUUCUACAUACCAGAGGGAGAGUGCUGUCCCGUCUGCAUAGAUGUGGAGCUGCUGUCGGUGGACAGCGCAGAAGCCAGCUGCUGGGUGAACAACAAGCUGCGGCACCACGAGGAACAGUGGAAGGAGGACGACUGCACCUUCUGCCAGUGUGUGGACGGGGAGGCCCACUGCACCGCCAUGGCCUGCAAGCAGAGCUGCCAGAACCCCGUCAAGAUCCCCGGGGAGUGCUGUCCCUUCUGCGAGGAGCCCUCUUAUGAGACGGUGAGCCCCAUUCUGUGUCCUCGUCUGGAGAACUGCACUCUGUCUGGGAAGGACUGUCCCUAUGGCUUCCUGCAGGACAAGAACGGAUGUCUGCUCUGCCAGUGCCUCAACAAUGAUUCCUGCCCUGACCUGGAGAAGUACUGCACUCUGCAAUGCCCCGUUGGCUAUGAGAAGGAUGACUUUGGUUGUGAAGUGUGCGAGUGCAAACCUCCAACGCCCAAAUGCCGACCACUAUCUUGCAGCAAGACCUGCCCUUAUGGUUAUGCGAGGAACAAACACGGCUGUGAGAUGUGUCGCUGUGUAAAAUGUGCACCUUUCGUCUGUGACAAACACUGUGCCGACGGCUACAGGCAGAACAAGAAAGGCUGCUCCAUCUGCCACUGCAAAGAGAGUAGCCAUACUCCAAGCACCACGACCCCUGUUCCAGCACUCAGCUACUGCCUGACUGCCAACGGGCAUCGCUACGAGGAGGGGGAGAGCUGGCACGACGGCUGCCGGGACUGCUACUGCCACGGCGCCCGGGAGAUGUGUGUCCUCAUCACCUGCCCCGCGCCCAGCUGCCCUCACCCUGUCGUCAGGCCCGAUCAGUGCUGCCCCACCUGCGAGGACGAGUCGGGCAGUGGACAGCCUGAGGGAGUGGACCUGGUGGUGUGCAGAGCCCCCGGGGGGGAGUUUUACGUGGAGGGCGAGACGUGGCAACUGGACGAGUGCACACGCUGCACCUGCAGGAAGGGCCGGGUCUUGUGCGACACAGAAGUGUGUCCCCCUGCCCUCUGUCCGGCCCCCAACAGGAACAAGGACACCUGCUGCUACGUCUGUCCAGAUGACCAGCUCAAGCCUCUGCUGCCAGUCAACAGCAGCGAGCUGGACUACUGCGUGUCCAGCGAGGGGGAUGUUCUCCUGGCCGGGGACUCCUGGAAGGCCAACGCCUGCACCAGCUGCACCUGCAGCAACGGCACCAUCCAGUGCUUCUCCCAGCGCUGCCCGCCCGCCAACUGCAGGGUGCCCGUGCUGAGGAAGGGCCAGUGCUGCCCACACUGCCUGGAUAUUACAACAACCACGACUCCGUUGAUGGUGACCACAUCACCGACAGAGAGCACGACUGUGGUGGAAGACAGCGGAAUCUGGACAACACCUGAUAGGCUGCCGCCCAUCGUUGUGGCCACAGAUGGGAAAGGCCUUGGUGAGGGUUUCCCCAGCCAGGCUGAGGUGGUGCUGAUCUACCAGUCGGCAGCCUGGAUCCUCGCUGGCCUCCUCCUGGCCAUCGUCAUCUUCCUGAUCGUGGCCCUGCUCAUCAACAAGAAGAAGAAGUGGGUGCAGAUGUCCUGCUACAGUGCACCUAAAAAGACAGUGAUCCUGAAGAAGCACGUGAACAAGAACUCUGUGGUGUACAUGGAGCCGUCGAAGGAGAACAAGUUCCAGAACGUGAAGAACGACUGCGGCGUCAACUUCUCCCCGGAGGCCGGCUCCCCCUGCGGGGAGAGGAUGGGCAUCCCCCGCGCCAAACUCAGCCACGGGCCCAGCCGAGUACUGCGCUAAGUACUCCCCCCACACCCCCCGCGGGUGAAGCCCAGAGCUCUCUGUCCUUCCUCAAACACUUCCGCAAAAAAAAAAAAAAAAAAAUCACAAGAGAAGCACGUCUUGGAUACUCAAAGGCCUCAUCAAGUCACCUCCCGCUUGUGAAUGAAGUCCCAGCGCUUCAGUGCUGUCUCAUGACUUUGUUUUAUUUUGUUGUCGUUUCCAACUUCGGAGCUUUAAGUUGCCAUUUUGUCGCCACAAGGGAGAAAGGGAGCCAGACUUACCAGGACAUGGACCUGCUGUGCAGGAGAGCACUUACAGUAAGGGGGCCAGGACUGUGAAAGCGAUCUCAUAUCCUCUCUUAGUGAGCAGUGGCAAAAUAAAUGACAACUGGAACAUUGCUGAUAAAUGCCAUUAUAUUAAAAAAAAGCUUUAGGAUGAGUGGAUUCCAAAACCUUUUAUGUUUUAUAUUUACAUGUGUAUUAGUAAUUGUAAUAUUAUUCCUAGUAAUUUCUCUGCUAUUGUUACUGAUGUAUUGCUGGUGGCAAAAUUAACAUUUAAAGCUGUGAACGCCUGACUAAACAUUCCGUGCAUGUGGGUUCUUCCCACUUAAGUCUGUUCAUUUCAAAGUUAACACUCAUGACCGUCAAUAUUUCUGAACAUUAUGUGCUUUUGAGGCCCAUCAAGGUCCAGCAUUAGCACAAGAUGUACAUUUCUAUUUUAACAAGUUUACUCUGUUUUAUGUAGCUUCAAACAUUGUGUAACCAUACCCUGCACAGUUUUUAAAAAAGGCUCUAUCUUUUGGAAACAUGCCUGAAAUUGUGCUUCUCAUAUCACAAGGUACCAUUAUUAGAGGAUGAAAUUAUUUUGUGUGAAGGAUCAGCUAGCUGCCUGUCCAUUUCCGCCUGCAACAGUGCCAUGGCAGCAUUGACACAAUGCAAAUAACCAGUCAAACAUCUCGUAUUCUUUGAACCAAGGAGGAGCCAUGGUAAUGGCACCAGAGAUUUUUCUUCAGCAGAACCAGAAGAGCCCUGGCAGAACCUGGUUGUCUACUCUCCGGAACCAUCCAUCUGGAGUUCUCUGGGGAAAUCAGGAAUCAGGAUGGCAUGCUUUAAUGGCUUUCUUACAGCAGUUCAUUCAGAGUUAAUAUAUUUAGAGAAUGUAAAAAUACUAUUCUGUAAUCAUCCUGAAAAAGGAUUUUUUUUCAAAGCCUUAUUUAUUUCCAUUCACACUCCAGUGUUUAUGGCAAUGGUGUAUGAGGCCUGAUGUGUGUUGAGUUCAUGCCUGGUUUGCUUUUGGAAACUUUUGGCACAGAAUGUUUAUCUGACAUGUUUGGAGGUUCUUCCUUUGUUAGAAACAGACAGAAUUGAGAAUUCUGUACUCUAACAGGUAUUUUCCUUCUUUUAUUGCAAAGAUUGUCCAUCUGUCUUAGAAAAGGUCUGUGGCAACGACUAGUUUGUGGCAAUAUUUUAUAUUUAGUGGGUUAUUUUGAAAUGAGCUGUGAAAGAUGAACACAUGAGAAUGUGUUCAAUUCAAAACACUUGUGAAUUCCCUGCUAUCUUGCAGGUUUACAGGUGUUGCACGCUAGUUUGAUAAAAAAAAAUGAGAAAAAAAAGGCAUUGUCAAUUCAUAUAAACCACUCGUGUAUACACUAACCGCACUGCUUAGCACAGUUCCAGAGACAUCUCAAAUGGCCGGUAUUUUUUACUAUUCUCACUGUAAAUGGAAUGAUGUAGGAGUGUUUCUAAGCUAUAUGGUCUGUCAUUCACAAAGAGUAUCAUGAUGCCAAAGCAAAAAACUGAAAAAAGAAAAGGUUGAAAAAAGAAUGAUUUUGAAUUGAAUGAACUGCAACCACGUGCUUUAAAAUGCUACUUGUAAAAGCUUUUGCAGUUGUUUUUUUUUGUCGUUGUUGUAAUUUCUAUGUGUAAAAAGGUAGAUGAAAGUAGUGGAAAGAAAAGUACCUUAUUUAUUUUUUCACAUAGCUUUAUUUAUUAAUACUAAACUAUAGUUUAACACUUUGUCAGCUUGGUAGCCAAAGCUGCUGUACAUUUUAAGUAUUGUAAGCCAUUCCCUCUUAUCAGCUCUUCUUUUCAGGCUUAUUUAUUUUUGCAGUUGCAAACUGUAAAUAUAUAAUUUCUUAGAUGUUGAACUGUAAUAUUUACACUUGUUUUCUUGAAAAAAAAUAAACUGUGUGAACCAUA
This is a messenger RNA of Conger conger (European conger), 5448 nucleotides long. RefSeq names its product cysteine-rich motor neuron 1 protein-like. The transcript has 15 exons. The record is from RefSeq and is a predicted model, not a curated record. Gene Ontology annotation, molecular function: protein binding; serine-type endopeptidase inhibitor activity. Gene Ontology annotation, cellular component: extracellular region. NCBI's taxonomy places the organism in Eukaryota, Metazoa, Chordata, Actinopteri, Anguilliformes, Congridae. Bases 452 to 3268 code for a protein of 938 amino acids.